AUGCGGAUUCCAAUUGCUGUGCAGCUUGGGCUGCUGGUAUUGCUGACGGCGGUUUCGGGAGUCGCGGUGCUCGCCAUUGCCACGUGGUUUACCACCUACAAUUUUGUGGUCGACGUCGAAUCUAAGGGCCUCGAACUGGUUGCGACCAUCAAGGCUAGUCAAAUCGCCUCGAAUUUGGACCUUCUCGAAACAACGUGCAAGACCAUUGCUACUCGAAUCUUGAUACAAUCCGCCUUGAGACGUUAUUACGCUGGAAACACGUCCGACGAGAAUUGGACGAAUUCCAUCGCGGAUGUUCAAUCGGCCCUCGGUAGCCGAGGAUACUUGAGUCUUUACCAGGCCAUUAUCUAUUCGAAAAAUGGCGAGGGAGGGGUCAAGACAUUGCUGAACCAGACCGGUGACACAGUCCCAGAUAUAACCCUUCCAUAUACCUUCUCGAAUGGGACUGCUGUGAAGUUGGGGAACGAUGGCCUGGGUUACCCCCCAUCGCUCUACCCGGAUCUGACAUAUCGUAACGUGUCGCACAACGAGUUGACGGCGGUCUAUUCAUUCUCCGAUUAUGCUCUUGGGUUGGAUUCAGCACUUCUUCUUGGGCCGCUGAAAGUCAACAACUCCUUCUCGCUCGUAUCAUUAACUUUGCCGAUUGUCAAUAAUACCUCAGAUACGGAUAUCAUGGGAUUUAUGACUGUGGUCGCUAGUGCCGAGAAUCUGCAGAGUGUCGUCAGUUCGCGAGAUGGGCUAGGAGCCAGCGGCCAAGUGCUUCUCAUCGGACCAACCCGAUUAGCAAACACAUUCGCUUCCAGUGAGCAGCCGGCGACGGCCACAUCUACCGCUUACGCUGCGGAGCUUGGUAGAGCACAGGUUCAUUACAUCUUCGAGCCCACCCCUUUGCCCACCCAAGUUAGCCGCCACACUGGCAUGUCAACCGAUACUCCAUUUGUGCUUUCGACAUACCCGAUCGCGCUACAGGCCAUGCUGCAAUCCUACGCACAAGAAAGCAAACCAAUCAGCCAUCUGUCAACUCGGAACGAGCGAGGAAUGAGUGUUGCUGUGGGCGCAGUCCGUCCGCAGAAUUCUUUGGUCCAAUGGAUUCUCCUCGUAGAGGAGACUCACUCGGAAGCAUUUGCUCCGGUUGUUCGCUUACGCAGAAUUAUUCUUGCAUGCGUAUUCGGCACCGCUGGGGCGAUUAUCGCGAUAGUUCCUCUCCUCACCCACUGGGCUGUGGCACCUAUACGAAGAUUGCGUGCGGCAGCGCAGAAAUCAGUCGAACCUGAGACUGCAUCUGCUUCUCCAACCCCGGAGACACAAAUAUUUGGAUUCGAAGCCGAACAUCAACAGGGCGGCACAGUUGAGCGAAUCGAGGAACACAUGAAUGAGAAAGGUUCCCCUAGCGUAUGGAUGAAACGCGUUCGACGCCCACUAGGGCGAUUUAACAAUUCGACAAGCAUAAGCAGUCCGAACACUACCCGGGGCUUUCAGAUACCUGGAAGGGUCAAGGAAAGAAAACAUUGUGUCAAAGACGAGCUCACGGAUUUGACCAAAACCUACAAUGCGAUGUCGGAUGAGCUCACGAUCCAAUAUAAUCGGCUAGAGGAGCGCGUAGCUGAGCGGACCAGAGAGCUCGAAAAGGCCAAAUUGGCCGCAGAAACUGCCAACGAAAGCAAGACAUUAUUCAUUGCCAAUAUAUCCCAUGAGCUCAAGACUCCCCUCAAUGGAAUCCUUGGCAUGUGUGCUGUAUGCAUGGGCGAAGAAGAUCUCGCACGAAUAAAAAAGUCGCUUCAGGUCGUCUAUCAAUCAGGAGACCUUCUAUUGCACCUCUUGAAUGAUUUGCUCACAUUCAGUAAGAACCAAAUUGACCAAGCUAUCCAGAUCGAAGAAAAGGAGUUCAGAUUGUCUGAUAUUCGAUCCCAAUUGAAUAUAAUCUUCCAAAACCAGGUCCACGAGAAGCAAAUCGACUUUAACGUCAACUUCGUUUCUGGUCCGGCCAGCGAGCCUAACGGCACUGUCUAUCGUGAAAGAUGGCCGGAACAGACUCGUCCACUCUCCAGCUCAGUGCAGCCUGGACGCUUAGCAGACAUGGUCCUUUGGGGUGACCAACAUCGAAUUCUCCAGGUACUGAUCAAUUUGGUUAGCAACAGUCUUAAAUUUACACCCGAGAAAGGGGAAGUCAAAGUUCGAAUUCGUCUGGUGGAUGAGCCUUUCGGACUUGAGACCCCUACUGGAGCUGGAGACAUGGCUCGACGUCAUUCAAAAGUCCGGCCCAAGACUGCCUCAACUGCAAACUCAUCGAUCCGUGGCACAGCCGACUUUACGGACACUCAACCCAAAGAACCGAGGAUAUCACAGUCGAACUUUCGCCAACUAACCUUCCAAUUUGAAGUCCAAGAUAACGGACCGGGUAUACCUGCUCACCUCCAUCGGCGUAUUUUUGACCCCUUCGUUCAAGGAGACUUGGGAUUGAAUCGGAAGUAUGGGGGAACUGGGCUUGGUCUCAGCAUUUGUGCUCAGUUAUCGAAAAUUAUGAGAGGUUACAUUCUGCUAGAGAGCGAAGAAGGCAAAGGGUCUCUCUUUACCUUGAGAAUCCCUUUGGGAUACGUCAAAGAAUUGGCUCCCAGCACACAUACUUCAAGCAUUCCCGGAUCACGCACUCCCAGUGUAUUAUCCCUGGAAGAUUUCUCCAAUGCCGCACGGACACCUUCAAAUCAUGGCUCAGUGAGGAACGAAAACCAUGCACCUGGGUUUGAGAAAUCUGAGAUACAGCCGCGUUUGGUUGGUUUGAGUCAACCAUUCUUCACACCAACGGUUCCGUCGUCACCCACAUCAGUACCCAAUAAUAUACCAUCCAAUAAAACCUCGUCCGACAAGGGUGAUGGCUCGAAGCGCAUACGUGUAUUAGUUGCCGAGGAUAAUACUGUAAAUCAGGAAGUUGUUCGCCGGAUGCUUGCGCUGGAGGAGGUUUACGAUGUGACAAUUGUCAAAGACGGACAGGAAGCAUACGAUACUGUCAAGUCAAACAUGGAAAAGGGUGAGGUGUUUGACUUGAUUUUCAUGGACAUUCAGAUGCCCAUUCUCGAUGGCCUUGAAAGUACCCGACUUAUACGGCAGAUGGGCUACUCAGCGCCUAUUGUCGCAUUGAGUGCUUUUGCAGAAGAAAGCAACAUCAAGGACUGCAUGGAUUGCGGAAUGGAUAUGUUCAUAAGUAAACCUAUCCGACGACCUGCGUUGAAACAAGUACUCAGCAGAUAUUCCACAAUCGUCGAGGAGACCGAGGUUGGCCCUUGA
Molecule: messenger RNA, 3282 nt
Organism: Penicillium paradoxum
Lineage: Eukaryota; Fungi; Ascomycota; Eurotiomycetes; Eurotiales; Aspergillaceae
Gene: tcsB
Product: putative sensor histidine kinase/response regulator TcsB/Sln1
Exons: 7
Coding region: 1-3282 (1093 amino acids)
Biological process (GO): phosphorylation; phosphorelay signal transduction system
Molecular function (GO): phosphorelay sensor kinase activity
Source: RefSeq, a predicted model, not a curated record